AGAUGGUGACAGCAAAAUGAUAGAUUCAUUUUAUACGGCAUAAUAAAACGUUAUCGAAAUAUGAACGUCUGACAUGACUAAACGAUAAAUAGUUUUAUAGUUCAUGUGUCAUACAUUAAAAUGAAAUGUUAUCGCUGAUAAAUAGUUACAAAUAGAUACGCACACGCUAAAUAUAUGUACCGUUGUAACGCAUAUUUGGAAGCGUAACUCUGUCCUGGUACUGUAUCUAUGACGUAGCGUUGAAUGUAAUAUGAGCGUUGUUUGGAUGUGCGCAACUUAACGGAACUGCACUAUAGCUGAGUUAAUGUCACAGUUUUUUCGUACACGGGAAUGCACACUGGUCAAAGGGCACCUGAAGCCAGGAAGAGAGAGAGCAGAAGGUGUAACAAAUAGGUGUAACAAGAUGGGAAACUACGCAAUAAGGAUGUGGCAGUGCAGACAUCUAGCUCUUUUAUUCUAUGUAAUGUUGGUUAUCUUCGACGUGGGUGCAACAGCCCCUAGUUCACAGAAUACUACCUGUGGAUAUCAAUCUUGCCCAGAAGAAAAGCCGGGCUAUAUAAAUGUGCACGUGGUGUGCCAUACACACAACGACGUUGGAUGGCUUCAGACUAUUGACCAGUACUACCAGUUGUCCGUCAAAAGGAUUAUUUCAUCAGUAGUCCAGAGUCUUCAGAAAGAUCCAAACAGAAGAUUCACCUAUGUCGAAACCGCCUUUUUCUGGCGAUGGUGGCAACACCAAACUCUUGAGAUUCAAGAGAUUGUUAGAACACUUGUGAAUUCAGGGCAGUUGGAAUUUGCAGGGGGAGGCUGGACAAUGAAUGAUGAAGCUGUAACACAUUAUUCAGGAAUUAUUGACCAAAUUACUCUUGGUUUGAGAUGGCUAAAUGAUACAUUUGGUCAGUGUGCUUUACCUAGAGUUGGAUGGCAGAUAGACUCGUUUGGGCAUUCCCGGGAGCAUGCUUCUCUGUUGUCACAGAUGUUUUUUGAUGGGUUGUUUCUUGGAAGAAUUGAUUACCAAGAUAUCAAGAACAGAAGAGCAACAAAAACAAUGGAAUUCCUAUGGAAAGUUAGCCAGAGUUUGGAGGGUGCUCGAAGCUACUUAUUUACUGGAGUUUUACCCAAUGUCUACUGGCCUCCAAAAGGGUUCUGUUUUGACGUGAAAUGUGCAGAUCCUCCAAUCACGGACCUGAAUGGAAAAAUGAAGGCAUACCAGUUUAAAGAUACAAUUAUGUCACAGGCGACACAUUACACAACGAACCAUCUGGUGGUUACCAUGGGAAUGGACUUCUAUUAUGAGGCUGCAGAGAAGUGGUACCAAAGUCUCGACAAACUUAUGUACUACGUUAACAACAUGCAAGCUACAGGCAGUAGGGUGAACAUGUUUUAUUCUACACCGGCCUGUUAUCUCAGAAGUCUUAACCAGACAAACGUCCACUGGAGUGUUACUGCAGAAGACUUCUUUCCCUACGCUGACAGAGUUCAUAGCUACUGGACUGGCUACUACACAAGUCGACCUAGCCUUAAGCUUUAUGCAAGAGAAGCCAACACGUUUUUACAGGCCUGUAAGCAGCUUUCUACAUUAUCUGGAGUACAAAAUGAUGACAUUAUCUUCUUAAAACGAGCUGUAGCUGUCCUGCAACAUCAUGACGCAAUAACAGGCACUGAACAAGAACAUGUAGCUAAAGACUACAUCAAACAGCUGUACUUUGGGAUUGAGAAAUGUCAGGAGAUAAUUGGAGAAUCCCUGAAGACCCUUCAAUUUGGUAACGCUAGUGUAGAUGGAGGUUACAAAUACUGUGAAAACCUAAAUGAAAGCAGCUGCUACGUGACUGAAUACAAUGAAAAAGUUAUUGCUGUGAUAUACAAUCCCUUAGGAAAGACUGUGAAGCAUUAUGUUAGAUUUCCAGUUUACGGACAAAUGUACCAGGUCUUAAACGAGAAAGGAACGUCCAUACAACACCAGAUAGAUCCAAUCCCUCUACCGGUACAAAAUCUUCCGGGCAGAAAGAGCAACACCUGGCGAGAGUUGUUAUUUCAAACCGAACUUCCACCUCUUGGAUUUAAUACCUACAUCAUCAGGGAGAUUCACGAUUAUGUGCCCGUCGUUGACCACAACAGUGGAAUUUUUAGCCAGACAGAACAUGACGUCACUCUUGGGAACGAGUUGCUGCAAGUGAUCAUUGAUAGAAAUAGUGGACUUUUAAAAGCGAUGGUUCUGGAAAAUGAAACAUACAACAUACGCCAGUCAUUCUACUGGUACGAAGGCCAACCAGGUUUCGGCAGAGAAAAGGCUUCUGGUGCUUAUGCCUUUAAUCCUAUUUCUAAUCGGGCCUUAGACUUGUCUGGUAACACCACCUUUCGGAUUGUAAAGGGGGAUAUUGUGGAGGAACUGCAGCAGACCUUUACACCUUGGUUAAGCCAAGUUAUUAGGAUUUAUAAGGGGGUGAAGCAUUUGGAAUUUGAAUGGGUGGUAGGCCCUAUACCAGUUGGUGAUUGGCGGGGAAAGGAGAUUGUUAGCCGAUUUGAAUCAGACUUGGAGAGCAACGGAACGUUCUACACGGAUUCCAACGGUAGGGAGACGAUGCAACGAAUCCGUAAUUUCCGUCCCACGUGGUCACUAAACGUUUCAGAACCUGUUUCCGGUAACUAUUAUCCUGUAACAGCGUGGAUUUACAUUAAGGAUCCAUUACGGAAUCUUCAGCUUACUAUUCUGCCUGAUCGCGCAGAGGGCGCUACCAGUCUUUAUGACGGAGUUCUUGAAUUAAUGGUCCAUAGAAGGUUGCUUUAUGAUGAUGUAUAUGGAGUAAGUGAACCUUUAAACGAACGCGGAAUUGAUGGAAAGGGUCUCGUAGUGCGAGGAAAACAUUAUUUGCUCCUCGGAUCAAUAGAUGGCGCUGUUUUGGAAAUGAAGGAUUUAGCUCAAAGAGCUUUGAUGAAACCAGUAAUUACCUUUUUUCAAGCUAAUUUCACGGACAACGAUGUCGAAGAACCAGAAACAUUAGCAUUUGAAAGAAAGUUUUCAGGACUACAAGAUGAACUUCCAUCUAACAUACACCUACUUACGCUAGAAAGGUUGGAGAAAAAUAAAAUACUUCUCCGGCUGGAGCAUUUUCAUGAGAAGGACGUGACUUCAGAAUUGUCUCAGGCUGUCAAUGUUUCUCUAGUGAAUUUGUUUCAACCAUUUCAAAUCAUGGAAAUCCGCGAGAUGGUGCUGUCAGCAAAUCAGUACUUGGAUGAAGUUAGCAGGAUGAGAUGGACUGUGGCCAACGAGAGCAGCACUCAACACGACGAGCCAGUUCAGUCUCUUGAGCCAGCCAACUUUACUGUCACUCUCUUACCGAUGGAAAUACGAACUUUCUUGGCAACAAUUUCGGUUAAUCCUCCUGAUAUGGAAAUUCCUUCUGUCAUGAAUAAACUAUCAUGAAGAAUAUAGUGGCAAGAGUUAGCGUUAUCUUCAUGGCUAGGUCAUUGAACUGAAAUAUCCAUCCUUUGCAUCAAAGAGUAACAUAAUUAUGUAACUUCACAAGUCUGUCUAUUCAGCAGCAUGUACUGUAUGAGUCAUUUCCAUUUUGUUUUCAAAAAAGAAAAUGAAUAAUUUUCUGCAUUAUAAUGUGGAAAGUUAUUAUUACUAUAACACACCUUUCGUCCAAAGAAUUUACAACUAUAUAAUUACACAUAAUUAUAAUUACAUUUUCACUAUAAUAUUAAGCGAAUGUACAAAUUUUUAUUCACAAUAUCUUUAUUUUCAGUUUAUUUGCAUGCUCCUAUAUAUAUUAUUUUGUGUGUGUCGCUAGAUCAUCAGCGCGGUGAUCGUGUUCCCGAUAUUUUUAUACUUAUAGCUGGAGCAAGAGUUAUUCAAAUAUCGAUGUACUUUUAACGAGCGACUAGGCUUAUGCUAACGACAGUGAGGGCUGUGUUAUUGCGCUUCUUAUUCCAGUUGUGGUGAGUCGUUCAUCAUUUCGAUUGCCAUUUGCUGGCAGAAUUGUUGGGGAAAACAGUCAACAACCCUGCAUCCUUUGCAGAUUACAUUUCAAUCUCACCCCACCCUAAAAAUAAAAGUGAAAGGUAUUUACCGUACCCCGCUAGAAUCACAGAAAAAAUGAUAAUUUUGUGACAUCGUGAAAUAAAUGUAUUACUGAUUCACAGCAUCAAUCGCUAGUGCAUGAUGUUACCACUAGAUGGCAAUUUGAAGUAGGUAUGAGAACGCUGAAAAACUAUAAUUCGUUAAGGACCACCACAUCACAGUAAUCAUUAUUAACGGUUUUGUAGUUCAAAUGAAAAGCAUAAUUAAUUAGUGUUUAUUUAUCAGCUCUAAAUAUCUACAACUGCAUGUUUUCCCAUAAUAUUUAAUGUUAGAAGUCAUGGUUAGUGAAUUAGAAAUUGUUACUAAUAUAAUUAGUUCGAACACGGAGAAAUCUCGAUAGUAUCUACUAUUUAAAUUGCAACCGUCGUUAAACUGUAGAAACUUUAUUAAAUGUCGGCAAUAAGCAUCUCUUACAACUAACAUCGCCACAUCGAAGACAAUUAAUCACGAACACGUAUAAAAUAUUUGUUUUAUACAUCUCGUUAUACUGGUUAUGGUGCACUUCUCUAACAUGUCACUAGUUGUCGCGUACGCUGCAAAUUUGAAUACAUCUUCUUCAAUUACGUGAGAAAGAAAAAUAUUCGAUGUUAAGAAACAAUAAAUAUAUAUAUAUAUAUACUGUGCAUAUGAUAUUAAUAUCACACUGAUUUUUAUAUUUGGACUAAACAUAUAUAUGUGGCGAGUCAGAUGUGCCCAAUAAAAUAAUAUUUAAGGGGAAUAUAAUGAUUAGUACUUGUGUUAAUCGAGUUCGUGUUUAACAAAUUAGCUCAUGCAUUUUACAACACUGCAGGUUUUGUUUGUAUCAAAACAUAAGAGAGUGAUUGUGUUAGACAUAUCUGUUAUUAUAAUAGAUUUACGUUUUUUUGAAUAUUACAUUUCUUAAAACUUGGAGCGUAUAUGUAUGCUUUAGAAAUAUUAAACACUGAGUGAAUAAAAAUAAUUUUGUAAGCAGGC
Molecule: messenger RNA, 5038 nt
Organism: Limulus polyphemus (Atlantic horseshoe crab)
Lineage: Eukaryota; Metazoa; Arthropoda; Merostomata; Xiphosura; Limulidae
Product: lysosomal alpha-mannosidase-like
Exons: 26
Coding region: 305-3424 (1039 amino acids)
Biological process (GO): mannose metabolic process
Cellular component (GO): lysosome
Molecular function (GO): carbohydrate binding; alpha-mannosidase activity
Source: RefSeq, a predicted model, not a curated record